Messenger RNA from Syngnathus typhle (broad-nosed pipefish), 2080 nucleotides. It is a transcript of the gene fbxo16, whose product is annotated as F-box protein 16. Gene Ontology annotation, molecular function: protein binding. Bases 136 to 1365 code for a protein of 409 amino acids. The transcript has 8 exons. The record is from RefSeq and is a predicted model, not a curated record. Lineage: Eukaryota; Metazoa; Chordata; Actinopteri; Syngnathiformes; Syngnathidae.
AUGUAAACCGUGCACAGGAGAACUGGGAAGACGGAGGAGAGUUAUAGUAGGUAAAUGGAUGUUGAAGCCAUGGAAAGAAGCCGGGAGAAAUAACAUAUUGUGUUUAGAUGCUGGAUUUAUUACCUCCUUCCUGAAAUGUUGAUGAACAAGAAGAUGCCGCACGCAGCGAGAUCCUCUGCAAGUCCUGCGAAAAUGCAAACCAAGAUGAGCGCCUGGACACCCCUGAACCACUCGCUGUCCAACAGCAAGGUUUUUGAGGAGAGACGAAGCCUUCUGGGAAAAUGGUUUGAAAGGUGGUCUGACAGGCAGAGGAGGUUGGUGCUGCACGAUUUCGUCAAGGGCUGCUCUAAAGAGCAGCUUCGCUUUAUCGACCUCUGCGUGAGUCGACAGCUUCCCCCACAGGCCGCUGACUUCACGUGCAUGCUCCCGAGAGCACUCUGUCUCUAUAUCUUCUCCUUUUUGGACCCACGCAGCCUCUGUCGAUGUGCACGGGUGAGCUGGCAUUGGAAAAGCAUCGUGGAUCUGGACCAGCUGUGGAUGCCCAAGUGUCUGAAAUUUGGCUGGUUCCUCAGUUUCUCACCUACAGUGUUUGAGCAAGGUGUGUGGAAGAGACACUACAUCAACACUGUGCAAGAAAUGCUGCUUGAUGCACCAAUCAAAAAGGUCGUCAGGUCCCAGCAGCAGGCAGCCGUUCAAGAUGGUGCAAGAAUCAGUAGUAGACAUGAGGACAUGUCACAAGGGAUCUCCCUAAGUGAGGAGCUUGAAGAACCCACCAAGCCGUACGUUGCAGCGACGUUCAGCAGAUUAAAAAAUGACAAGCAUCCACCUGUGCUUCCACCUUGGAGAGACUCGGACAGACGUCCCAAAGACAUCAUCCGCUUCAACUACCUGGACAACCUGGACCCUGUCGCACAAGCCAGCGCAACGCAGAUGAAGAGCAGAGCAACCACAGGUAGCAGCAAAACAGAGAAGCCAGACGACAGGAAACAGAAAAUGAUCUCCGAAGCCACUUACAAACUACGUAAAGCUAAAUCACUGAUGUUCCUCGCUUCACACAGCAGAUCCCCCCAGGUUCUUCUCCCGCCUCCUCUGGGUCCUUCUUUGGCUCCUCCGACCCAAUUUCGGCCCCACUGGGCAUCUCACACUCAUAACUACCCUGCGACCAAUGAGAUGGCAGAAUUCAUGCUGCGACAGGCCCAGUGGAAUGCCGGGAAGCGUCCUGGUCCAGUGAGGACAGCGGUACCCAGGCUAAGCAUGGAGGCGCUCAGGGCAUCCCUGCGCUCCAACAGGAGCAUUCCCAGUGCUCGGCUGUUUGACAUGCCACCCUGGACUCUCCCUGUGUCACUCACACAAUAUGUGGACUGAUACACAUCGCCACCUGCAGGGAAAUAAAGAAAGUACAACUAGAUUUACAUGCUACAUUAAGGUUGGUGCUGAAUUCAUUUGAAUGUGUGAACGAACCAAAUUCUGUUCAUAGCUUACAAUAAAGGAAGGAGUCAUAUUUCUCAAUAUAUUUCUCAUAUUUUGAGUAAGAAAUGUACCACCUUUAUUAUCCAAUUCACACAACCCUUUCAGCAACACAAUACAAAGCCGAAGCAAUUUGUAUAAUAAGCAAUCUUGCAUUCAACAUGAGAGUUUUGUGUAUGUCUCAUGAUCAUGACAGGGAAGGUGAAUGUUGUCAUUACACAGAUGAACACAAAGUAUGGCUCAUGUGUGCACAUACAUAUUAAAUACCACAAGACAGUGACCAAAAUGAACAAGACACAUUUGAAAUGAAUGGUGAUUGAAUUGGAAUCGAAUCAGAUCGAGUAAAGCUUCGGUCAAAAGUAAUUCCUAUUUAUGGAUGUUUCAUUAUACAUGCUCUUUAAGGCUUAAAGUGGAAGUCAAGUCAAAAAUGUUCACUUGAUUGUCUGCUCUGCUUUGAGGAGCUCCCUGAUGCAACGUUAGCAGAAAUCAUAAAAUAAUUCUUGAUAACCAAGCUGAUUCAGAGUCAUUACAUCAAUGUAAUGAUACCAAUGACAAUUGUCAACAACAUGACAUUUGACACAGCAGAUCCAUUUUAAGACAAGUCCAACGAGUA